Aspergillus tanneri is the source of this 720-nucleotide messenger RNA. Its product is annotated as Alpha N-terminal protein methyltransferase 1. The transcript has a single exon. Gene Ontology annotation, cellular component: cytoplasm. The record is from RefSeq and is a predicted model, not a curated record. Bases 1 to 720 code for a protein of 239 amino acids. Gene Ontology annotation, molecular function: N-terminal protein N-methyltransferase activity. Gene Ontology annotation, biological process: N-terminal protein amino acid methylation. Lineage: Eukaryota; Fungi; Ascomycota; Eurotiomycetes; Eurotiales; Aspergillaceae.
AUGAACCCCAAUCAAACCAACCAAGAUGGGAUGGCUGCACCAGCUGAUUCCAACAUAAACCGCUCUUUAGGCCUCCAAUACUGGAAUGAUGUACCCGCGACCGUUGGUGGCAUGACCGGGGGGUUUCCGGUGUCGCGCAUUGACCUGCGAGGAUCUAAGAGCUUUCUCACGAAGGUUCGUCGACUACGAGGGAACGACGUCGAAAAAAAGCUUCGGCUUGGGGUCGACUGCGGCGCGGGGAUCGGACGCGUGACGAACGGGGUUCUCAGCCAAGUGUGCGAGGUUGUCGACGCCGUUGAGCCGGUAGAGAAAUUUGCUCAGGUUCUACGCGAUACACGACUGAACUCAAACGGUGUUGGUGGAGACAUCUACAAUGUUGGUUUGGAGGAUUGGCAUCCAGAGAAACGAUACGAUCUGAUCUGGGUGCAGUGGUGUGUCGGGCAUCUGACAGAUCGGCAGUUGGUCGAGUUUAUGAUACGAUGUCGAGACUGUUUGACUGAAGAUGGGCUUGUCGUUUUCAAAGAGAAUAAUACAAGUAAGGGAUUUGUUGAGGAUAUCUACGAUGAGGAGGAUAGCGCGGUAACGAGAACGCAUGAGAAGUUCUUGACGCUGUUCGCGGAGGCAGGGAUGGACUUGAUUGCGACGGAACUUCAGUCGGGUUUUCCGAAACGAUUGGAACUCUUGCCGGUUCGAUUUUACGCUUUACGACCUAUGAGUUAA